AUGUCUGAGAAAGUUAGCGACGACAGGCUCGAGAAUGCCGAGACCCGCGACCCUGCCAUCAAGACGAUUAUGCAGAACGCCGGGACGGCUCAGGCCCAGCACUACAGCCCCAAGACGGACGAGGAGAAGGCGCUCGACAAGAGGUUGAACCGCAAGCUCGACUGGAUUGUCUUGAGCUUGCUCGCUGUCGAAUUCAUCUUCUGCGGAAUCGACAAGACCAAUGUCGGCUUCGUCGCCACCAGCAGCUUCCCCAAGGAUGCGAAUCUCGGUCCCGAUGAUAUCCCCAACUCCCUCUCUCUGUUCUCCGUUACCUAUGUCAUUCUCCAGCCCGUCAUGGUGAUCCUCGCCCGACGCGUCGGCGUCAAGUACUUCAUCUCAUUCCAGCUCAUCCUUUGGGGCGGCCUCUGCAUGGCCCACGCCGGCGUCAACGGCUCCGGUUCCCUCACCGCCCUCCGACUCCUCAUUGGCGCCGCCGAGGCCGGUUUCACGCAGAUUGGCAUGUUUUACCUGUCCACCAUGUACCCCAAGUACAGCGUCGGUUUCCGUGCGGGUAUGUUCACCGGCAUGUACUCCAUCGCGGGUGCCUUUGCCGGCCUCAUCGCCUUUGGCCUGCUCAAGAUCAACAACGGGCCCGUGCAUGGAUGGCAGGUCGUCUUCCUCCUCGAGGGCGGCGUCACCGUCCUCCUCGGCAUCCUGUCCUUCUUCAUCUUCCCCAAGAGCCUCGCCACCGCCUGGUUCCUGACCCCCGAGGAGAGGGAGCAUGCCGUGCGCCGAAUGGAGAUUGACUUGGCGGGCACGCAGGAGGAGGCGGACGUCAACAACAGGACCGUCUCCAAACAGGACAUCAUGGAUGUCCUCAAGGACUGGAAGAAGAUCCUCACCGUCGUCUUCAACAUCACUACCGUGCUCCCCGUCACCGCCUUCACCACUUUCCUCCCCCUCGUUGUCGCUGGUAUGGGUUACAAGGGAACGACUGCCACCCUGAUGAGUGUCCCCCGUUUGUCGCCCGCGCUCAGGCUUGGUGUUGCCGGUCUUCUCAUCAUCGUAUACUCUAGCGAUCGUUUUAGGGAGCGCUCUCUCCACACCGUUCUCGGAAUGGUCAUUGGUCUCAUCGGCCUGAUCGUCAUGGCGGCCUCCACCAACACCAAGCUUCGCUACGGAUUCGCCCACGUCUGCAUGUCAGGCGUCUUCGUCGGUGGACCCCUCAUUGCCGUUUGGCUUGCCGGCAACACUCCCUGGAAGGGAAGCAGGAGUGUCAUUCUGGGCAUCAACGGCUGGUCCAACUUGGCUGGUGUCAUUGCCGGCCAGAUUUUCAAGAGCAAGUAUGCUCCUCGAUACGAGACUCCCCUCUUCAUCACCAUGGGCAUCAUGGCCUUUGGCGCUUUGGGCUUGAUCUUCAUCCGAAUUAUGUACAUGCUCGAGAAUAAGCGUAGGGCUGCCGAGAUUGCUGCCUGGGACGAGGACCGAUUUAUCGAGGAGUCCAACUCGCUCGAGAGGCGCGGUGACCAGAGGAGGACUUUCAUCUAUGGAUACUAG
Molecule: messenger RNA, 1536 nt
Organism: Parascedosporium putredinis
Lineage: Eukaryota; Fungi; Ascomycota; Sordariomycetes; Microascales; Microascaceae
Source: the annotation of a GenBank genome assembly